Cooperia oncophora is the source of this 627-nucleotide messenger RNA. Lineage: Eukaryota; Metazoa; Nematoda; Chromadorea; Rhabditida; Trichostrongylidae. The record is from the annotation of a GenBank genome assembly.
AUGCUCAGUACGAAUGACCCGACAUCGAGUACGCCAUCAGUGAUCUUGCUUCUGACGUUGAAAGCAAGCAAGCUUCUCGACAAAGAUGUGUUCUCGAAAAGUGAUCCGAUGUGCGUUGUGUCGCAAUAUGUUGGACGACUUACUGAAUGUGGACGUACAGAGUGCGUGAAGAAUACGCUGAAUCCCGAAUGGGCGACUCAAAUCCGUAUCGAAUACUUUUUCGAAGAACGGCAAACGAUGCGAUUCGAAAUAUAUGACAUCGAUUCAGCCUCGAGUGAGUUGUCCGCCCAUGACUUUCUUGGUCGUAUGGAGUGCGAACUGGCGGAAAUCGUUUCGAAUCGGCCCUUCACAAAAACUCUCAGCGGGACGAAGCAUAAAAAUUAUGGCCAAAUUACCGUAUCUUGCGACGAAGUUGAUGAUGGCGCGAAGGAGAAUGUUCGGUUUCAUUUGAGUGCUAAAAAAACUGCUGGACAAAAAGGAUUUCUUUGGCAAGUCGGAUCCAUUUUUGAACAUCUAUCGAAUAACCGCCAACUAGCCCAUCGAACAGAAGUCAUCAAGAAAGAGUUGAAUCCGGUUUGGAAUCCGUUCGAGGUGAAUGUGAAAAUGUUGUGCUUCCAACGAGUAUAA